CAUUUGCCUUCUCUUGCUUUCUCUUUUCAUUCUUUGAAAAGCCUCUUGAAAACUGAAGAAUUAUUCUCCCUUUUUUUUCCCCACAUAGAUCAUCUAAGCUAUGGCCAGGAAGACAGGAAACAAGAGUUUACAAGCAAAACUGGUACUUCUUGGAGACAUGGGAACAGGAAAGACAAGUUUGGUUCUUAGAUUUGUCAAAGGUCAAUUUUCCGAGUACCAGGAAUCAACAAUUGGAGCUGCAUUUUUCACUCAGGUCUUGUCUUUAAACGAAGCCACUGUAAAAUUUGAUAUAUGGGACACAGCAGGGCAAGAACGAUACCAUAGUUUGGCUCCUAUGUACUAUCGAGGUGCUGCUGCAGCCAUUGUUGUGUAUGACAUUACAAGCAUGGAUUCUUUUGUACGAGCAAAAAAAUGGGUUCGAGAAGUGCAAAGACAAGCAAAUUCAAGUUUGACAAUGUUUUUGGUGGCUAACAAAGCUGAUUUGGAGGGUGACAGAAAAGUUAGCAAUGAGGAGGGUGAGGAAUAUGCCAGAGAAAGUGGCUUGUCUUUUCUUGAAACUUCAGCAAAAACAGCACAAAAUGUGAACGAACUCUUCUAUGAAAUAGCUAAGAGAUUGGUAAAAGCUAACCCUUCACGUCAAAGUGGAAUCAAGCUGCAUAGCAGACCUACAGAAAGUAGAAGAAGAUACUUUUGCUGUGCUUAAUGGCAUGUUCAUAACUCUUUUUCUCCGGGAAGUAUCGUUAUUUAUAAUGUCAUGUCUAAUUGUACUCAAAUAUAGUUCACUACACUGUGUCCAUUGUUGAUGUCAAUGUAAUUGCUCAAACAAGAAGAACAAAGACAUGUUCAGUGUACAUUGUAAGAUCCAAAGUUGUCCUUUCUUUUUUUUCUGUCCAUUGCUUAGAAAAAAGAUCGCUUUCAUUCAUCAUCAGAGAGAACUUUUAGAUGGUUUUCAUUUGGCUUUUCACAUGUGAAAUCAUACUUUGUCACCUUCAAAAGUCAUUGUUUUUUCAAUUAUUUUGACUUUUUAGAGUUAAUACAUUGUUCUAUACCUUGUGGUA
Messenger RNA from Vigna angularis (adzuki bean), 1058 nucleotides. Its product is annotated as ras-related protein RHN1. Gene Ontology annotation, molecular function: GTPase activity; GTP binding. Bases 101 to 703 code for a protein of 200 amino acids. The transcript has 7 exons. The record is from RefSeq and is a predicted model, not a curated record. Lineage: Eukaryota; Viridiplantae; Streptophyta; Magnoliopsida; Fabales; Fabaceae.